This is a messenger RNA of Galendromus occidentalis (western predatory mite), 753 nucleotides long. Its product is annotated as post-GPI attachment to proteins factor 2-like. NCBI's taxonomy places the organism in Eukaryota, Metazoa, Arthropoda, Arachnida, Mesostigmata, Phytoseiidae. The coding region runs from base 1 to 753 and encodes 250 amino acids. The transcript has a single exon. The record is from RefSeq and is a predicted model, not a curated record. Gene Ontology annotation, biological process: GPI anchor biosynthetic process. Gene Ontology annotation, cellular component: endoplasmic reticulum membrane; Golgi membrane.
AUGUCGCGCGUGCUGAUAACGUACAGCGCGAGUCGGAUCGCGCUGUACGUAGUGUCUCUUCCGCUGUUGUCCUUUAUAUUCUGCGUCAUGUAUUCGUUGAUGUUUAGCUUCAAAGAAUCAACGGAAACACACUGUAAGGUGGCGAACCUGCUCCCUUCGAUCAGCGCUGCCAUAGGAAGUUUCUCCCCCCAAAAGUAUGUGUGGCGAACGGGUAUCGGAAUCCAUAGCGCACCGCGCUAUGUCUACGCCUGGAUGUAUCGUAGUCUACACUGCAACGAUCUGCCCGCUCAGUACCGGUAUUUGGCAGACCUAGCGUUCGUCCUCGAGAUCAUCGAAGACACAUGCCUACUGGGCUUGACCAUGGUUUCGUCAAGUGAAAACUACCCGAUCCACGAGAGAUGUUUCAUCACGUUCCUAUUGACCGCGAUACUGUACAUGUGCCUAUGCGCUUUCAUUUUGCCCAGGCUCCAGCAAAGACGCGGUCCAAAUCAUCGUAAAUCGCUGGCCAUCAAGAGAAAAGCGACUUGGACAACCCUCAUCUGCAGCAUUGUCUGCGCAAUAACAUUCUAUCGGCACAAUAGCCACUGUGAGCCGUAUAUGUACACGGCGUUCGCUCUGGCCGAGUAUCUCAUCGUGCUGAGUAACAUUGUAUUUCACGGCACGGCGUACUAUGAUUUCUAUGGAGCGAAUAUUGUCGUAGGCUGCGGCGACGAGGAUACGUCUCUACUUCUGAAACGCCAGGCGGUUUCGUAG